AUGGAAGGAAAAGAAACAAGAAAGAAAGAAAUUGAGAAGAAAAACAGAAAGUACAGAUUUUGUGUGUGUGGCGCUCGUCACAGCUUCCUCACGCUCGUCACGAGCAUCACGUUCAACACGGUCGUCACAAGGCCGUCACGGUCGUCACGUUCAACACGACCGUCACAAGACCAUGACGACCGUCACGAGCCAAGUAUCAGAAUAAAACAGAAGUCUACACGACCCUCAACUAAAUUUCUUCCUGCACUUUCUCCACUCACUGCCCACUACUGGAAAUUACUCCCACUCCCUCCAUAA
Messenger RNA from Lathyrus sativus (Indian pea), 297 nucleotides. Lineage: Eukaryota; Viridiplantae; Streptophyta; Magnoliopsida; Fabales; Fabaceae. The record is from the annotation of a GenBank genome assembly.